GCGAUUAAUCUCGAGAUUCAAGAAACCCCGUCUGCACCAUCCCACGAGGAGCUAUAUCUGCUCGAGCGAGGCAACAAGCCCGAUAUUCCGGGCAUGCGCACUUUCGGAUCUUGGAGUUUCAACGGCCCGCGCUUUUGAAUAACUUCCCGCGAUAUGCAAGCAAUGAACUCCUUUCACUAGUACUUUCGCCGAAUUCAACCGGUGUUAUGCAACAAUCCUUUCAGCUCAGCGAGUGAAGAAGUGAUGUAUUCUUCGUGAAAUAUGAUGGCGGAGUAGGAGGCAACGACAGAGAGAGAGAGAGAGAGGGAGAAGGAGGAAAGAAAUGCUAUUUGCUCACAUUUUGCGAAGGAAUAAGACAACACUGCUGUCAGUGUUGUUAUUGAAUAUGACCAUCGUCGAUGCGAUGAGCGCCUCCCCCUUCGGUCUGGUCUCUCCCGGGGUCUCUCCCAAAAUCCAUUCACUGGUGGGGACACCAUCGUUGCUUAUGAACGCUAUUCGCAUGUAUAAAGUUGACUUUCGCACGUGUUUAUGUUUUGACCAAGGCGGAAGUGGAACGCGAAUUGCAUUAUGGACUGACGUCAUGAAUAAAUUACCCCGAGUCCAAUCUCGAGUGCGUCUGCACCGACGAAUUAGCGGGAUAAUUCGUAAAAUAGCGCGCUAUUUUGCAAAUAAACCCGAGUUGACUUGGGAUUGCAAUCUCGAGAUUAAUCCUACGAACUAGCGCGAUAAUUGCGUCUGCACCGCCAACUAUCUCGAGAUUUUUCAGAUCGGGAUAAUUUGCCGGAUCAGAAAUAGCGCGCUAAUUUGAAACUUCGGGAUGGUGCAGACGGCCCUAUUGUUUUCUUUUGAUGACAUGACAGCAACCUUAUGUUUGGUCAUGUGAUGCUAUAUUGUCCAAUCACUGAAUAGGAUAAAGUAUAUGAAAUAAGACACAAUCAUGUCUAUUCCUUUGGGAUGAAAGAAUAAUUGUAUUUUCUCAUAAACCUCAUUAAUGGAGGUGGUGUCAAUUUGCAAUAUAAUUGAUAUUGAACGUCUUGGAAGUCUUUACAUGAGGUAACAUCCCUUCACAACAUUUAAAAAUCAUGAAGAUUUUGGCAUAUAACAGCUAACCACUUAUUGAUUAAUGAACGUGCAUGUAUGUGCGCUUUAGCAUCAAUUUUCAAUUUAAAUGGUUUUUUAAAAAGUUCAUCAUGUUUGUGCUGACUUUUAUUGAAUUUACCGGUAAACCAAGUUCAUCGAGAUGCCCCCUUAGAAAUGACCACAUACCUCAUUUUUACUGAAAUACUAACAAUUUUUAGGAGAUUGUUGCAGGAUAUGACAUGCUAUAUAUUUAUUAUGUAGAAAGGCCUUCAGGUUUGAAUAAAGAGCUAGGCUUUCUAAACAUUCCUUUUCUCUUUUGACAUUAUAGUCACAGAUCCUCUGUACAUUCACCUUGUGGAAUUGUGGAGGUUGGUCUUGUGAAUACUUUUGAAAUAAAAGAAGCCCUGUGUGGGGUUCUGACAAUUAUGAUCUCAUGCUCUACAUUGAGAAGUCUUUGAGCUUUAAGGAAGAGGAGGCUCGAAUGAAAAUUCUUGCCUGUCCCUUUUAGAUGAAAGAAGACGCUCACAUUUGGAAAUUAUCUGAAAUUUCAUAUAUGAAGGUUAAGAAUUGUAAGCUGUGAAGUAGAGGCACUAGAUUUCCUCUGAGUUCCUACUUUCUCCUGUUUGAUAUCACAAAAAACAUUCUUCAUUUGUAUUUUAUCGACUUCAGGUUAGUCUUGCCUAUGCCUUCGAGAUGAAAGAAGCCCUGUGUUUGGUCCUGACGAUUAUGAACGGAGGUGAUCUUAAGUUCCACAUACACAACAUGGGCAGUCCUGGGUUUGAGGAGGAGAGGGGUAGGUUCUACGCGGCUGAGAUCCUCUGUGGUCUUGAGGACCUUCAUCGAUUAAGGAUCGUCUACAGGGACAUGAAACCUGAGAACAUCCUUCUCGAUGAUGAUGGUCAUGUACGUAUCUCUGAUUUGGGUCUGGCAGUGGAGAUACCAGAGAAUGAUACCAUUAGGGGUAGAGUGGGGACAGUUGGCUACAUGGCUCCGGAGGUGGUGAGGAAUGAGAGGUAUACAUUCAGUCCUGACUACUGGGGACUAGGAUGUCUGAUCUAUGAGAUGAUUGAAGGAAGAGCUCCAUUCCGAGCAAGGAAGGAGAAGGUGAAGAGAGAGGAGGUUGAUAGAAGAGUGAAAGAAGAUGAUGAAAAAUACAGUCAGAAGUUCAGCACAGAUGCACAGGAUAUUUGUAAAAAGUUGUUACAGAAAGACCCAUCAUUAAGAAUGGGCUUUGAGAACGGAUCAGCACAGACUGUCAAGGAUCAUCCUUUCUUCAACUCAAUUAGCUUCAGCAGGCUUGAAGCUGGAAUACUAGCUCCGCCCUUUGAACCAGAUAAGAGAGCUGUAUACGCAAAAGAUGUGCUGGACAUAGAACAGUUCUCAACAGUCAAAGGAGUAAACUUGGACCAAAAUGAUGACAGAUUCUACACCAAAUUCAACUCGGGUAGUGUAGCCAUUCCAUGGCAAAAGGAGAUGAUAGAAACUAGUGUAUUUACAGAGCUCAAUGUGUUUGGGCCUAAUGGCACCCCUACAGCUGACUUGAUGCCUGAUCUACCACCACCACCACCUAAACAAGGCUUCUUCAAGAGGAUAUUUAGGAUUAAGAGCAGCGAUGACCGACAAUGACACCUUGCCAAACAACCCUCCUGAGCAAGCGAGGGCGUUCUCAUAUUUCUAAACAACUGGCCGGCUCAGCUCUCGACUCAACUGGAUUGAAGUAAGCGGGACCAUGCUGCUUUUUAACAUUACCUUAUGAACACAACACAGGGCUGUCAACACUGCCACUGCUCUUGAACGUCUUGUGAACUUGACUUUGUAGGAUGUACAGCGCUCUAUGUGUUUCCUGACUUCGCUAAAAUUGCAUUCUUCUGAGAUGUCCUCUACGAUGCUGUUUGCUUCGCUUUUCUGAAAAGAAAUCUUUGUUAGUGCAAAUCACGACUACACAUCGCUUGAUUACACUUGAUUGUAAGUUUUGAAAUAGUCAUUGGAUGGCUGACACAGCAGAUAAUUUCACAUGCCAAGCACAAUGAUGCAUUGAAGUCAAAGACACGUUAGCAAGCAAAAAUGUAUGGUAUAUUUCACAAAAAAGAAGUUUCUAGCUCUACAGCUUUGUUCACACAUGACAAAUAAAUCCCUUGGGGUCUUUUCCUACUUUAGUGUGUAUUAGAGUAAAAUCGUCAAUAGAAAGAAACAAUGAACAUAAGAUGUUCAUAAUAUUGAUCAAUUGACUCUGGUAUUCAAACGAAAAAUUGGUGUAGGAGCAUUUUUGUAAAAAUACAAAUCUAUCUGUGUUCUGAAAUGCAAAACUGUGAAGGGUACAAGAAAUGUACAAGCCUGAUUCAAAAUACAAAACAUGCCUAUUUCAUAUGUGAACCAGAUCACUCAAAUAGUCAAAUAAGUGAGCUCAUCAUGUAAAAAUGAGUGGCUUCCUAGGAGAAUCCUAAAAGAUUUCUUGAUAUUGAAUGCUCACAGUGAAAAAGUUGUUGAGUAUAUAGAACCAAAAUCCAAUCCCACGAUGAUAAAUCCUCGUGUAGCACAUGGAAAACAUGCGGUGAAAUGAAGGAUUCCAGCUCUUCGCGCAUUGUCUCAGGAGAAAGGGGCUGUGCAUCAAAGUGCUUAAAGUACACCACCAAAGAGCGUCAGUGGGAACAGCCUUGCUGAGAACUUUUUUGUUUUGUAGAUGACUACUGUCAGGGAUUUGACGUGAACUCUUACCUCGCGUUUCAAUAUAGAUUCCUUCAAUUAUGUUUUUUUUCUGAGGCUCUGUAAAUACAAAGACCAGUAUAUCAUACCUUCUUCUAGUAUAUCUGCUCAGUGUAUGCUUUUAAUGGUAGCCAAAUCUUUUUUUGAAUGAAGGAAUAUGGUGGUUUACAUGUCCUUUGGUUUUCUCUUAAAUUGCUCCACCUAUUACUAUUGCUGCAAGUAUGUUGCAUAUUGGUCUUGUCUGUCUGUCUGUAGAUAAGUACUUUGCUAAAAAAAAAGUGAAAUAUCAUAGAUUUUGAAAUAGAUUGAUAAAUCACACAUAAUAAAACCUACGUUAUUGAACUUUGAAAGAUCAUUUUCUUUGAUGAAGUAAUUUCUGGAAGCUCUAGGUUUUCUCAAUCACAACCCUUGAAUUAUCUCACCCUUUGAUUUAAAACAAAUGUUUUCUUUGAAAACUAUACCUGUAUUUUUUAACAUAUUAAAUGGGUUAAGUGACCCAACUCUUAUGGCAUACAUCUAUAAAUUGAAUUUAGACAAGGUCUUGCAAAUCUUAUGAAUGGAAUUGUUGGUAAACCUAUAUUUGAAUAGGAUUGUGUUUUGAGUGUGUCUUGUGAGUUACAGUGGACCAAAGUAUUCACUCCCGGUGAGUAGAAACAAUUCUUUCUCUUGCCUAAGAUUCCUCAUGUAUUGAUACCAUUUUUUGUUUUUAAAUGUAGACUUAUUGAACCCAGCAUGUCAAUACAUUAUCUGUUUACUGUAAAUUCCUUUCCCAGUGAUGUGUAGACUAUUCAAGCCCGAGUCCUAUUGCCUAAUACUCAAUAUUGAUGGAAGCAUUGCUAUUGAUAAUAACACCCAUGGAAACCUUUGAUAAUGAGUUUUAUUUGAUGGGAGCUCGGCUUGUAAAAUCUAGUUCUUUUAUUCAAGGUUCCUAGUUCGUUAUGUCUUUGGACUGCUGAGAAUAAGAAUGGCAACGUUGAUUGAUCGCAAGUGUCAGACUAUGGAGGGCACUUGUCAAGAAAGGUGCAAUGUUUCACUAGGUCAGUGCAUGGAUAGAACACAAAUUUUGGAGAAAAAAAUAUUCACUUUUUAAGGUCUAUAUGCAUUAAGAGACACCCUAAAGUCAUUACAAGUACAGGGAAGUGAUUCUUUGCUUAUGAUUGCUGAGACUUUGUGAGGGUUUCGUUAAUUUGAGAGUUAAAAUUUAAUUCCCAUGCAUUGAUUCCAUGAGUCUGUCUUCAUCAUUUAUGAUUCAUUGCACCUGUGUAACCAGUCCCAAGGUUAUGUCUGACUUUAUAUAUUGACAUUUUUAAGUGCCCUGUGUUACAAAAAUGAAAUACAAUCAAUCUUAUAAUCAAUUUUAGCUCUUUGUUACAUGAAUUGACAUAGACGAAGAAUUAUAUCAAUCAUAAGAUUAAUUGUAUCUUCUAUGUUAGAGGGCAUGAAUUUCCUUUUCUAUAAAUGAAAUCAUUGAUUGGAAUACUGACUAUGCCAUCAUUCUUUUUGAUACUUGAAACAGUUGUUUGACAAUAUUUGCUUUUAUUAGGUAAGAGAGAAACAAAAUAAAUCUUCAGAUCUACUCUACAAGAAACCCAAUCUCUCUUGGUAUUCUGCCAAUUAUGUAGUAAAAUUCACAUUUUUUAAUGCUGCACAGACACCAUAUUCUUUGCCAAUGUUCCCUUUGUAAUUGCAAAGUAUGGAAGACACCAUAGGAUUCAGUCUCAAAGACUGACCAAAGUGUGAUAUCUUUAAGAUAAUGAAUGUUUAGUGGUGCUGUAAGAUGAUAUAAUUUCUAAAGAUUCUUGAUUCAAAGUUGCCAGAAUACAAAAAUAGCGUUAGACCUUUGACAGAAGUGCUAUGUGGUAAAGUAAUGUCUUGACUUAAUAGUCGGUUUACUCCUAGUUGUAAAAUCACUUUCUUUUUAGCUUUGUGUGACAGAUAGAUUAAGAGGUUACGGGCUUGUACAAUGAUAACUGGAAAUAUGAACCACCUAGUAAGCUGUUUUGUUGAUUGAGGCUAUGCAUUUAAAAUUUUAAAAGAAAAAAAAAGAAUAAGAUGAUGUGCAAUCGAUUAUUGGGUACUGUUUUAUGAUUGACAAUAACCGGGUGAUUGGGCUGUGAUGUACAUGUAUGUAAUGUUUGCAAGUAAAAUUAUAGAUAAGCACAGUUAUUUUUUUGUUGUGUUAUUUUGUUGUUUUUAAGAGAGUGUCUUUAAUGGUUCUAUCGUCUGGAAGGGCUAAUCCGUAUAUUCUCUCUUUUAAAAAAAGGGAGAAUCCAGACUAUAUCAUGAUUUGCAAAAUGUACUUUUUGAAAAUCUCUGUCGAACAUAUUUGAAUGAACACGGUUUGCUUUGUAUUUGUUGCAGUUAAUGCCUUUUGAUUGUGUAGAACCCAAUAUCCAAAUAAAAAAUGUAUCUUUCCCUUGUCAUGAGAAUAGUUUUCUGAAAGGGAAUAUUUCAUUUUCUAUCUUUCAAUAUUAAGAGGGUUUCUUUGUAAGUGAUCUUUUUCUAGUCUCUCACUUCAUGAACUUGGUACCUUCAUUUCUUACGAUUUGCUUUGAAGUUUAGCUUUCUGUAACUACAUUGAUAAAGACUUGUUAAACCAGGGGUGGUAAUGUAAGGGCUGAUAGGCAGUUUUCAUGUUUCUAAAGAUAACUUUGAAAGAAUGAAGGAAAAAUGAAAAAAAAAAUAUGGAAAAGAAAUUGUAUGGUGGUGAUAAUUCUAUUUCUCAUUUAAAAUAUGAAUAGAUUUCACCUUGUGUCUCCAUUGCUCCGGUGCCCCCUCCCAUAAUUCCUUUGCACCACCCAUACUCACCUGAAUUUUAGUGUCAAAUUAUGGUGCAAAUAUCCAACUGAUUGAAAUGCCUGAAUUUUAAUAAAUAUUUUUGUAUUGAUCCAUAACAUUUUGCUGUAAGGAGAUAGGGAGAUGCCUUCAACUUGUGCAAACAAAUUAUACCAUGUGUAUUGUCACAAAGUUUUGCAUCCAAUUUGAUCAAGCCUUUAUCGUAGUAACAUACUUUAUUGUCCUCCCUCUCCUUAUUUCCCUCACUCAUCAUUCUUACGUUUUUCUGUCUUUCUCUCUCUCCCUCUCCCUUCCCCUCUCUCUCCAUCUAUCUAUGUCUUUCUGUCUUGAUCUCUUACUAGGCUUUCUCCCUCUUUCUUUCUCUUUCUCUCUUUUUUCUUUUAAUUUUCUUUUUUUCCUUUCUUUUUCUCUCCCUCUAUUUCCUGCUUCCCUAUCUCUUAUCCCCUCUCUCUAUUUGUUACCUCCAUCUCCUCCUUAUGCUAAUUCAGCUCCUUCCUUUUCCAUAACCCUCGCCAGUUACA
Lytechinus pictus (painted urchin) is the source of this 7100-nucleotide messenger RNA. RefSeq names its product G protein-coupled receptor kinase 5-like. The record is from RefSeq and is a predicted model, not a curated record. Gene Ontology annotation, biological process: signal transduction; regulation of signal transduction; protein phosphorylation. Gene Ontology annotation, molecular function: G protein-coupled receptor kinase activity; ATP binding. Gene Ontology annotation, cellular component: cytoplasm. NCBI's taxonomy places the organism in Eukaryota, Metazoa, Echinodermata, Echinoidea, Temnopleuroida, Toxopneustidae. The transcript has 8 exons. The coding region runs from base 1774 to 2706 and encodes 310 amino acids.